Messenger RNA from Pecten maximus, 849 nucleotides. RefSeq names its product serine/arginine repetitive matrix protein 5-like. The coding region runs from base 1 to 849 and encodes 282 amino acids. The transcript has a single exon. NCBI's taxonomy places the organism in Eukaryota, Metazoa, Mollusca, Bivalvia, Pectinida, Pectinidae. The record is from RefSeq and is a predicted model, not a curated record.
AUGGUUGGGUUCCCUAAUGUAGGGAAUCCUACGCGUAUUUUAUAUAACACGGGUGUUGACGAUACAGACAAAAAAUGGUCACCAGUUAAUACUUUGGUAAAACCUGUCAACAGCAUGGAUUUAAUGCCAAUGGACUAUCCAGAUGUCCCGGUAUUUGACCCCAAACAGGAAAUGGGGGCCAUUCCCAAGUCUAAGCAGCCAGAGUCAGCCAAGUUACCUAUACCUAUGAAGUUGGAGCCGCCAUCUUCAUAUGAUGAGAUGACUAGGCAUCGACUUAGUUCACUCUGGUUAAAUCGACCCGAAGUAUCCAGUCAACCCCCGCCCAGUCAUGCGCCCAGCUACUACCCAACUGAGGACAAAGCUAGUGUCCAAGUAUCGAGGUCGGACAAGACACCUCAAAGGUCAUGUAAGUCUUCGAGGUCACCUAGCAAAGGGACAUCGUCUUUCAGGUCUCUUAAACCAAGAUCAUCAAGGUCAUCGAGGUCACCUGGAAAGCCGAUGCAUCAUCACAAAACUAGGUCACCAUCAGAUACUAGAGCCAGUUCAAAGGGUAGGUCUGGACACCAUAGGCGCCGUCAUGACUCCAGGUCAACAUCCAGGUCUAGAAGGCAACCUAGUUCCUCUAGGCACCGAGGAUGUUCGCCAUGUCGUCAUGACCGUAUGAGCACUAGCCGGAGUGUUCGGUCUCCUUCAAGGAAAGGUUACAGCGAUCGCUCUGUUUCGCGUCGCCACAAGCGCUCUGUUUCGCGUCAUCGCAGUCGCGGUCAUCACAAUCGCUCCAGUCGAGAGAAGUCGAGAUUUUAUUUUGACACCUCAAGUUCUGGUAGCGAGUCCAGUGGAGAUGACUAG